Messenger RNA from Neoarius graeffei (lesser salmon catfish), 3807 nucleotides. It is a transcript of the gene fam171a2a, whose product is annotated as family with sequence similarity 171 member A2a. NCBI's taxonomy places the organism in Eukaryota, Metazoa, Chordata, Actinopteri, Siluriformes, Ariidae. Bases 182 to 2668 code for a protein of 828 amino acids. The transcript is spliced from 8 exons. The record is from RefSeq and is a predicted model, not a curated record.
CCUUUCUGCGCGUGCACAACCUCCCUCCCUGCACAGGACAAUAGAGGCGCAGAGAAAGGAGGGGUGAGAACAGAAGGGGGCAGAGUGGGCAUCUCCAGAUCAGCACUUCUCUGUGCUCCAUCCCGAGCAGUAAACAUGGACUCAUGGCCGCCUCGAACACUUGUGUGAUGUUGCUGUAAGAAUGCCGCCGCCGAUCCCCCGACUCUUCGCCUUUGCGCUUCUCUUUUGCGGCGUUUGGCUGAAAUCCGCAGCGCACCGAGGAGCAGCAGUUGAAGUAUUGAUUAAAGUCCAGAUCUUUGACAACAGUGACCUUUCACCUCUGAAUGAAGCUGCGGUUCAGGUGCAUGGGAACCAAUCCGUCUUGGCAUCCGGCCUCACAGGGGAAGAUGGCAUUGUCACAGUUACCUUCCUGUACCACCCAGGAACCUGGGUCAUUGUCUCAGCCUCCAAGCAUGGAUUUGUGACAAAUUCCGCCCCUUGGCAUGCCAAUCGCAUCCCCUUGUACGCUUCAGUGAGCCUGUACCUGCUUCCCCAAAGACCAGCUACAUUGCUUCUCUAUGAUGAUGUGGUGCAGCUCCUGCUUGGUUCUCCAGGUUCCAGACGUCAUCCAUGGGUACAGCUCCAGAGAAAAGCCAUCGAACCCACAGUCAAUGCCUCCCAAGUCACGCUCUUGGCCAUGCUCACCUCCACUAGGAGCCAGUACGAACUCGGUGGCUUCCCAUAUCCCCUUGGCUUGGAGCACAACAGCACAGGCUUGAACAGCAGUUGGGUAGAGCUGACUGCAGUGGCUGCGGUUUGUGCCACACUCACUGGACCCAAUGGCACUGAGGUGCAGGUCUCAGAACCUAUCCAUGUGUCCGUCCCUCUUCCCUCAGACUCGCCACUCAAAUCAGCCACCAGUGUCCCCAUCUGGAGGUUUGAGGACAGGACAGGUCUGUGGGUUAGAAGUGGUGUGGGUUACAUUAAAAAAGAUGGCUCUCACAUGACCUGGAGUUUUGUGACUUCGCAUUUAGGAUACUGGCUUGCAGCUUUUCCAUCAGCUGGAGGCACAGUGCUGAACAACUCCGGCCUGAGAGAUAUUACCACAUACCACACCAUCUUCCUUCUGACAAUUCUGGGUUUUAUGGCCCUACUGGUUCUCAUCCUGCUCUGCUUGUUGCUCUACUACUGCAGGAGGAGAUGUCUGAAACCCAGGCAACAUCGCCGUAAAAUGUAUAUUUCAUCUACUCUGGAAAGCUCCAAAAGGGACCAGGGUACAUCCACUUCACACCUCAACCUCAUCAGCGGUGGACGUUUGGAGACAGCUUCCUCCACUGGAGAUGGUGUGAAAUCAGACCUGUCAUCUACAAGGGACUUGCACAACUCACGGGAAGAUUUUUUCAGGUCCAAGCCGCGCCAUUCCAAGGGGGGCAGCAAGCAAGGAGAGAGCUUCCCACUGCAUGUUACCUGUUCCACCAAUACCAACAACUUAGACCUCCUUCUGCGAGAUGACCAUGGCAGGAGUUAUAGUUCAACAGAUGAUUCUGAUGACCGUAGGAACCAUCGUCAUCCCCAUAAUGCCAAGGACAAUCAUGGUUAUACAUCUGAUCCUUCUUCUCCCUCACGGUUGCUCCCAUUUGCUGGUCACUACCAGGAGCAAAGACGGGACAGCAAGCCCCCAGAGUACUCCGCCUCUCAGACUUCAGAUAACUUGAACAGACCAGUCUCCAUGAACGCACAACCAGGCCAGCUCAUCUUCUGCCAUUCCAUGGAGCAAAUCAAGGACAGCAUGUACCAUAGUGUUGUUCCGACCUUAGUCAUUCCGGCACAUUACAUGCGCCUCUCUACAGAUCUCUCAUCCAUGGAACAGGCUGUGGAUAGGCAGCAGCAGCUUCAGCAUGAUAUGGAGGCCAUUCAGGUGAGCAUGACGUUACCUCGCCAGCAGAGUCAACAGCAGCAGCAGGAAGCCAAGCUGCAGCAGGAGACAGAAAAAGCCAGCCAGCAGGGAGAGGAGCCACAGGAUCAGAACUGGAAUUCAGAUGCGUCCUCUGGCCCAGUCCACAUCCCUGUACUAUUCAACGAAUCCACCAUGACACAGAUGAAUGGAGAGCUGAAGGCUCUCACAGAGAAGAAGCUACUGGAACUGGGUGUAAAGCCUCAUCCUCUGGCCUGGUUUGUGUCCCUUGAUGGCCGUGCCAAUUCACUUGUCCGGCACUCCUAUAUCGAGCUAGGCAAUGAGCCUCUGCGGGCACCCCAGGAGCACCAUGCAGAGACAUACCCUGGAAACUCAGGAAGAUCUUCCCAGAGAAAAAGCAAAGAGGAAAAAAAGGCUAAGGGAGGGGGUGAGCGAAAGGCCCAUGGCAAGAUCUACUCUAAGCUGCCAGUCAUUGACACCACCAACCCCAGCACCAGCAGUGAAAGCCACACAGCCACCUACUCACCAGAGGAUGGCUCCAUGGCACCACUACUUGAUGACACUCCAGAGUUCCGGGGUGGAACAUUUCCACGGAAAGGACACAGCCGAGACUACAGUGCCCAUAGCAGUAUCACAGAAGACCGCCGAGAUUUGGAGACCAGUCCGGACGAUGAUGAAAAUGAUGGAGAUGACAAGGAUGAUGAAGGUGAAAAUAAGAAGAGUCCAUGGCAGAGGCGUGAAGAGAGACCGCUCAUGGUGUUCAAUGUCAAGUAGUCCCCAUAAGCAUAGAUUUGUUCUGUCAUGGACUCUGCCAGUUUUCUUGUCUGGCACUCCUACGUGAAGUAAGGCAACAUGAUAUUGCACUCAAGGACCAUUGAUGGUACCUUGAUGAUAUCUUUGCCUUGCAUUGUGAAUCUCUGGACAAAAAACAUGGAGGCACCAUUGCUUUCCUGAGGACCAGUUUACAGAAGAAGUAGUCCAAGGUGGAUCGCCAACAAUCAAGACAAUAUUAUAACAAUGACUUGCCUCUACUUGCCGGCUAGUACUUAAGGCUCAUAUUCUCUUGAAUGUUUUGCAGGUAGAGUAUUUUCUAGGCUGUGAACACUGCUAAACCAGACUGUGCCAUUUUUUUUUUUUUUAAACCAAGUUUAUUUCUUGAAACAAUGUGCUGUGGUUAACCUUCAACGUUACUACCCUGAGGCCAAUGUUUCUUCUUCUACCAGUGACUUCUUCACUCUACUGAGAAUGACUAAGAGCCAUUUUUGAACUGACAUCCGGACAUAAUCCAUGGGCCUUAAAGAAUUUCUAAAAAGAGAAUGAAUGCCCAAAAAUGAUGAAAUGUUGGAAAAACAUAUGGAUUGAAUUGUGGAAUCUGUUCGGCUGCUUUUUUUUCCCUCAAUCUUUUCAGGCUUUUGUGAAGGUUUGGUUUUUAUAUAAUUGGUAAUAAAACAAAGAUGUGUGUGUGUGAGUGUGAAUCAAACCUUCACAAAAGGGAUUGCUAUAUUGCUGGGUUAAUGAUUUAACUCUAAAUAUGACUUUAAUGCCCCUGAAUUUGCCCUUUUAGAACUUGCUUUUUUAACCUGAUCUGCGUAAACAGUUUUACAAUUCUGGGAGGCUUCUGUUUUUGCAGCUUUUUGACUGUGCUAUUCACUCUCAUUCAACUGAAUCUAUAGGAGAUGCCCUAAGCCACAUAGAAAAAAGGCUUCUCAAUUUCUUUGGAUGAUUAAUAGUUCUAGCUUCCUGCAGGGUUCUACUUAGGGAAAGGUAACCCCUUUGUCUCAGGACUGUACACUGAUCUUUUAACAGGAUGUGCCCACAUGACGCCUUGCCACGCUGCAUGUAAUUCAAUUUGGUGGAUAGUGCUGCCUGGUGGUGUAGUGGUUAGCACUGUUGCCUCAUAGCAAGAAGGUUCC